UUUCUAUAAUGAUAUAAAUAUCCCUGAAAAUCAUAAUUCACCAACUACAAGCUGAUACUUGAAGUUACUGCAUACAUGCAUCAUGUGACCAUUUUGUUUACCUCGACUGACUCACUAGUCGAGUUCAGUGUAAUCUUGCAGUAUUAUGUUUAUGUAUAUGUGUUGAUAUAUUGCUAAGAUUUAUUUAUCUGUGUAUAAAAUAAUUACUUCCAUAUAUAUUUUUAAUAGGUUUUUUUCCAUUUAUGAAAUGUUUUCUUUCUCAUUUUAUUGAAUAAUAUUAAAUAAUUGAGACAUCUACAAAUUUAACUGUAUUUAAGCUACAUAAUUUGUAAUUGGUGAUGUUAUAAAAUGUAACCAGUUUUAAAAAUAAAGCGAUUUUCAGAAUUUUAUAUAUAAAAUUAUGCAUACAAUGGAUUCGUACAUAAUGCAGAUCAGACGUGUGUGGUUGAAUCAGGAGGGUAGACCCUUAUCGAAUUUAUUGUCUUUACGACAUGAUCAUGUCUCAAUUUCACAAAUUGGAUCUGAAACUGCAAUAACAAAAGCAAUGGAACAUUUAUCUGCUCCUCUUGAUGACUUAGUACUUUACCACUUGAAAGCUAUAGUAGCAAUGAACAAAGAUGAUCCAUUGUCUAUGUAUAAUUACCAAAGUUCUGCAGUUCAAUCUUUGACAAAGAUUCUUCAAAUGCAAAAAGAAGAAAAUUGGAUGUUACCUGUUAUGAAUACAAUGUGUUUAGAGCUACGAUUAUUAGCAGUUUGUGUUGAAAAUACAAAAACUAGCAAGAAUAUGAAGCCUGGUGAAAUUUUAGAAAAAUGUGCAGAUUGUUUAAUGGGGUGUUUCCGAGUGUGUGCUUGUGAUAAUCGUAGUUCGGAAGAUGAUACAAAAAGAUGGGGAAUGUUGACAUUGGUUAAUCAAUUGUUAAAAAUUUAUUUUAGAAUAAAUAAAUUACAUCUGUGCAGACCUUUAAUAAGGGCGAUAGAAUCAUCCCCAUAUAAAGCACUUUUUACAUUGGCUCAAAAAAUAACUUAUAAGUUCUUUGUGGGUCGUAAAGCAAUGUUUGACAGUGAUUAUAAAGCUGCUGAUGAACAUCUUACUUAUGUCUUUGAACAUUGUCAUAAACGAUCUUCAAAAAAUAAACGAUUAAUUCUGACUUACCUGGUGCCAGUAAAAAUGUUAUUAGGAUAUAUGCCUAAACACAGCUUAUUAGAAAAAUAUAACUUAAUGGAAUUUGGAGAAUUAAUGGAAGCUGUUAAAAGGGGAAAUUUACGCAAUCUUGAAAAAGUGAUGGAAAAACAUGAAUCAUUUUUUAUAGGAGCAGGAAUAUAUUUGAUUGUGGAAAAAUUGAAGAUAAUAGCAUAUAGAAAUUUAUUUAAGAAAGUGUACUUAGUAUUGAAUAUACAUCAGAUUCCCAUUCAAGAUUUACUCUCAGCUUUGGAAAUGCAAGGAAUUGACGAUGUAGAUAUGGACGAAGUAGAGUGUAUUGUUGCAAAUUUAAUAUAUGAAGGAAAAAUUAAAGGUUACAUAUCUCAUCAACAUAAAAAAUUAGUCAUCUCUAAACAAAAUCCUUUUCCAAGACUCUCAACUAUACCCUAAUUACGUUUAAAUUACAUGUACAUUUUUGUAAAAAAAUAAAUUCGAAUUUAAUAAAA
Messenger RNA from Frieseomelitta varia, 1647 nucleotides. It is a transcript of the gene PCID2, whose product is annotated as PCI domain-containing protein 2. Gene Ontology annotation, molecular function: RNA binding; double-stranded DNA binding. NCBI's taxonomy places the organism in Eukaryota, Metazoa, Arthropoda, Insecta, Hymenoptera, Apidae. The transcript has 5 exons. The record is from RefSeq and is a predicted model, not a curated record. Gene Ontology annotation, cellular component: transcription export complex 2. Gene Ontology annotation, biological process: poly(A)+ mRNA export from nucleus; post-transcriptional tethering of RNA polymerase II gene DNA at nuclear periphery; transcription elongation by RNA polymerase II. Bases 401 to 1591 code for a protein of 396 amino acids.